Carcharodon carcharias (great white shark) is the source of this 1684-nucleotide messenger RNA. RefSeq names its product methyltransferase like 18 (gene mettl18). The record is from RefSeq and is a predicted model, not a curated record. Gene Ontology annotation, biological process: peptidyl-histidine methylation, to form tele-methylhistidine. The transcript has a single exon. Lineage: Eukaryota; Metazoa; Chordata; Chondrichthyes; Lamniformes; Lamnidae. Gene Ontology annotation, molecular function: protein-L-histidine N-tele-methyltransferase activity. The coding region runs from base 9 to 1037 and encodes 342 amino acids.
UUGACGUCAUGAGCGGAGCGACGGCUGGGUGGUGUCAGUUAUUGGGCGGCUCGAGCAUGGAAUUCAAAUUCAACUUCAGCUUCGGGCUGGAGGUGCCGCCCGGGGCUGAAGGGGCCGAACGGCCGCUCCCCGAAGCGGGGCGGGGGCCUGGGGCUUUGAGGGAGCACCGGCUGCCCUGGGGGGAGCUGGAGAAGGUCCUGGAGGAUGGGAUAGUGGAGGAGGUGGAGGUGGAGGUGGGGGGGCCGGAGCCUGUCCGCAUCAAACACCUGAAUGCCUGGAUGGUGGAGAGGGCACUGGACCGGGGGGCUGAGACUGGGGUCUCCAGUGCCAUCGCCUCCCACUCCGACCUGGUGCCCGGCGUCUACGAGGGAGGCCUGAAGAUCUGGCAGUGCGCCUUCGACCUCGCCGGCCACCUGUCCGCCGUCGAGCUGGGGGGCCGGCGGGUCCUGGACCUGGGCUGCGGGGCCGGGCUGCUGGGCAUCGUCGCCCUGAGGAGGCGGGCGGCCGAGGUUCACUUCCAGGACUACAACGGGGCGGUGAUCGAAGGGGUCACCCUCCCCAACGUGGCGCUGAUUGAGGGCGGGGAGGACGAGCCGCCCCCGGGUGGCGGGGAGCGUCCGGGCGACGGAGACGGAGACGGCGGGCCGCCCGGGAAGCGGAGGAGAGCCCGGCCGCUGCCCCUGCUCCCUGAACCUGGGGUGCUCUCCCGCUGCCGCUUCUUCUCGGGAGACUGGUCCCAAUUCUGCAAAGUCCACGGCGGCUCUCUCAAGUACGAUGUUAUCCUGACGUCCGAGACUCUCUAUAACCCAGACUGCUACGGCGACUUGCAUGACGUCCUGUCCAGCUUGCUUUCCCAGGAUGGGACGGUCUACCUGGCCACUAAAACCCAUUACUUUGGGGUGGGUGGUGGUAUCCACCUGUUUGAGAGCUUUGUGAGACAGAAGAAAGUCUUUGAGAUCCAGACGGUAAAAGUGAUCGACGACGGACUCCAGAGAUGUAUUGCAACAAUGUCGUUCAGGAAGGCCAAGCUUUCCUAACAGUUUUUUUUUUUAACGCAACUGAAGUGCUGGUUACAGGACGUUUAAAUCUGGGUAUUCUUAAACGCUCAACUUUUGAAAAAUGAGCAUUGAGGUUUCUUUUUUACUCAAUGAGCUGGAAUUCAUGGGAAAAUGGUUGAAUAAAGGUGUAAAGGAUCAAAGGGUUGAAUCAUUUCAAAAUGACUGAGCCAUACGCACUGAAAGAGUAUUUGUACAGACUCACAUUGUAAUAAGACCUUCACAUUGAUCUGCUUUAGUUAGAAGUCAUCAAAAUUUCAAGAGCAAAGGACUGUGGAAUGAAACUGUUCCAAAAAAAGUACUUUGAAAAGCAUUUAGAAGCUAUCCUUUGAAGAAUUUGUGUUGAAUAGGCCAAGUGUCUUCACAAUUCUAAAAAGAAGUUAACGUGGGCACUGACAAGCCAGGAAAGCAAGCUUGGGCCUAUUUGGAGUUGCAUUGAAGUUUUGAAAUUCUUCAAAUGGAACAAUACUGUUCAAGAGCUGCUAAUGUGUUGGAUUUCAGUGCUGACAAUUGUGCCAAAAAUGCAAAUUGUUUAUCUUAAAGGUCUUACCAGUAUAGGCAUAAACCCUGAGGAAAAAUGUAUACUAUUUGUGCCUUUGGUUGUGUGCAAUAAAACACCAUCUAGUGAU